Molecule: messenger RNA, 3218 nt
Organism: Cucumis sativus (cucumber)
Lineage: Eukaryota; Viridiplantae; Streptophyta; Magnoliopsida; Cucurbitales; Cucurbitaceae
Exons: 4
Coding region: 34-3087 (1017 amino acids)
Molecular function (GO): monooxygenase activity; oxidoreductase activity, acting on paired donors, with incorporation or reduction of molecular oxygen; heme binding
Source: RefSeq, a predicted model, not a curated record
AUUUAAACAUACUUCUUCUUUAACAAAAACGCCAUGGAAUGUUGCUCUCUCCUUUACCUAUUUCUCUCUAUUAUCUCUCUCCUCUUCGCCUUCAACCUCCGCACCCGCCCUACAAACUUACCCCCCAGUCCUCCGUCUCUCCCCAUCAUCGGCCACCUCCAUUAUAUCAAAAUCCCCCUCCACCGAACUUUACACAAACUCUCUGCAAAAUACGGACCAUUAAUCUCUCUCCGGUUUGGAUCUCGCCUCGUUGUGGUCGUCUCGUCAUUGCCAGCAGUGGAGGAGUGCUUCACUAAGAACGACAUCGUUUUAGCCAACCGUCCUCGGUUGCUAUUCGGAAAACACAUCGGCUACAACCACACUACGAUGGUAGGGUCACCUUACGGAGACCACUGGCGGAACCUCCGCCGAAUCGGAGCCAUCGAGAUCUUUUCAGCGUCUCGCCUCAAUAAAUUCGCAGGAACCCGGAAGGAUGAAGUGGAACGGUUACUGAAGAAGCUAUCGAGGAAUUCGAUGCAUGGAUACUCGAAAGUAGAGAUGCAAUCGUCGAUUUCGGAACUCACGUUUAACAUAUCGAUGAGAAUGGCGGCCGGAAAGAGGUAUUUCGGUGAUGAAGUGAGGGAUGUGGAGGAAGCGAGACAGUCGAGAGAGCUGAUUAAACAGAUUGUGUCGAUGGGAGGAGUAUCGAAUCCGGGAGAUUUCAUUCCGAUGAUGAAUUGGGUCCCGAAUGGAUAUAAGAGGAAGGUUUCGAGACUUGGGAAAAGGAUGGACAGGUUUUUGCAGGGAUUGAUUGAUGAACAUCGGAGCAAUAAGGAAGAGGAAAGGAACACAAUGAUCGAUCAUUUGCUAUCUCUGCAGGAAACGGAGCCUGAGUACUAUGGAGAUGAAAUAAUCAAAGGAAUUGUUCUGGUGUUACUACUAGCUGGAACAGACACAUCAGCUGUGACAAUUGAAUGGGCUUUAGCUCACUUGCUCAACAAUCCAGAGGUACUAAAAAAGGCUAGAGAAGAGUUGGACAAUCAAAUUGGAGAAAAACAACUAGCAGAAGAAUUAGACGUCUCUAAGUUACCAUAUCUUCAAGGAAUCAUUUAUGAGACUCUUCGAUUGAACCCAGCUGCUCCAAUGCUAGUGCCACAUCUAACAUCCAACAAUUGUACAAUCAGUGAGUACGAAAUACCACGUGAUACGAUUGUAUUGGUUAAUGCAUGGGCUAUCCACAGAGACCCUAGUCAAUGGGAAGAGCCCACAUUAUUCAAGCCAGAAAGACACCAAAACUUAGAAUCAAGUGACCAUCAUCAAAUCCCAAAGAUGAUUCCAUUUGGAGUCGGACGACGAGCUUGCCCCGGCUCCAGCAUGGCUCAACGAGUGGUGGGACUGACUCUAGCGACUCUGAUUCAAUGCUACGAGUGGGAGAGGAUUGGGGAAGAGAAAGUGGACAUGACGGAAGGAAGAGGCGUCACUAUGCCCAAGGUGGUGCCAUUGGAAGCUAUGUGCAAAGCUCGUCCUAUCGUCCACAACAUUUUUAACCCACCUCUUCAUCUUCACUCCCCAACUCCAAAUUUAAAUAUUACUUUUUUCAACAAAAACGCCAUGCAAAUUUACUCUCUCCUUUACCUAUUUCUCUCCCUUAUCUCUCUCCUCUUCGCUUUCAACCUCCGCACCCGCCGUACAAACUUACCCCCCAGUCCCCCGUCUCUCCCUAUCAUCGGCCACCUCCAUUACCUCAAAAUCCCCCAUCACCAAACUUUACACAAACUCUCUGCGCAAUACGGACCAGUAAUCUCUCUCUGGCUUGGAUCUCGCCUCGUUGUGGUCGUCUCCUCGUUGCCGGCAGUGGAGGAGUGUUUCACUAAGAACGACAUUGUUUUAGCCAACCGUCCUCGCUUGCUAGUCGGGAAACACAUCAGCUACAACUACACUACGAUGGUAUCGUCACCUUAUGGAGAUCACUGGCGGAACCUCCGCAGAAUCGGCGCGAUCGAGAUCUUUUCAGCGUCUCGCCUCAAUAAAUUCGCAGGAAGCCGGAAGGAUGAAGUGGAACGGUUACUGAAGAAGCUAUCGAGAAAUUCGAUGUAUGGAUUCUCGAAAGUAGAGAUGCAGUCGGCGAUUUCGGAACGGACGUUUAACAUAUCGAUGAGAAUGGCGGCAGGAAAGAGGUAUUUUGGUGAGGAGGUGAGGGAUGUGGAGGAAGCGAGACAGUCGAGAGAGCUGAUUAAACAGAUCGUGUCGAUGGGAGGAGUAUCGUAUCCGGGAGAUUUCAUUCCGAUGAUGAAUUGGAUCCCGAAUGGAUUUAAGAGGAAGGUUUGGAGAGUUGCGAAGAGGAUGGACGCGUUUCUGCAGGGAUUGAUUGAUGAACAUCGGAGCAAUAAGGAAGAAGAAAGGAACACGGUGAUCGGUCAUUUGCUAUCUCUGCAGGAAAUGGAGCCUGAGUACUAUGGAGAUGAAAUAAUCAAAGGAAUUGUUCUGUUACUACUAGCAGGAGUAGACACUUCAGCUGUGACAAUUGAAUGGAUUCUAGCUCAUUUGCUCAACAAUCCAGAUGUACUAAAAAAGGCUAGAGAAGAGAUAGACGCUCAAAUUGGAGAAAAACGACUUGUAGAAGAAUCGGAUAUCCCCAAGUUACCAUAUCUUCAAGGAAUCAUCUCUGAGACUCUUCGAUUGAACCCAACUGCUCCAAUGCUAGUGCCACAUCUAACCUCCCAUGAUUGUACAAUCAGCGGGUACAAAAUACCACGUGACACAAUUGUAUUGGUUAAUGCAUGGGCUAUCCAUAGAGACCCUAAUCAAUGGGAAGAACCCAUGCUAUUCAAACCGGAAAGACACCAAAAGUCAUCAGAAUCAAUUGAUCACCAUCAAAUCCCAAAGUUGAUUCCAUUUGGAGUCGGACGAAGAGCUUGCCCUGGCUCGGGCAUGGCUCAACGAGUGGUGGGAUUGACUCUAGCGGCUUUAAUUCAAUGCUACGAGUGGGAAAGGAUUGGUGAGGAGAAAGUGGACAUGGCAGAAGGAAGAGGGGCCACCAUGCCCAAGGUGUUGCCAUUGGAAGCUAUGUGCAAACCUCGCUCUAUCAUCCACAACAUUUUUAACUGAAAAAUGAUUGGAUUGUUUAAAGGUAUUGUUUAUAUUUAAUGUAUGGUUGUGUUUGUUGUAUUAUAGCAUUAAGUAAUUGAGAUUUAAUUUAAAUAUAUGGUUAUGAUAAUGAUAUUGCUGUUUUGAAUUAA